Molecule: messenger RNA, 830 nt
Organism: Pyrus x bretschneideri (Chinese white pear)
Lineage: Eukaryota; Viridiplantae; Streptophyta; Magnoliopsida; Rosales; Rosaceae
Product: putative expansin-B2
Exons: 4
Coding region: 1-825 (274 amino acids)
Biological process (GO): sexual reproduction
Cellular component (GO): extracellular region
Source: RefSeq, a predicted model, not a curated record
AUGGCUCUUUUUCUUCAACAUAAUUCAUUGUAUAUCAGUACUCUUGUAACCUUGUUUUCUAUUCUACUAAACCUAAACCCUAGUUGUUGCUUCAACCCAAAACUCUUUAACGUCUCAAAGCUUCAGUCUGACUCUGACUGGUCACCGGCCGGUGCAACUUGGUAUGGACCCGCUGACGGUGCUGGGACUGAUGGGGGUGCUUGUGGUUAUCUGGAUACUGUAGAAAACCCUCCAUUCUCUAAAUUGGUGUCCGCUGGAGGCCCUUCUUUAUUCAAAUCAGGAAAAGGAUGUGGAGCUUGUUAUCAGGUGAAGUGCACGGGGAAUUCUGCAUGCUCAGGCAAUCCGGCAACUGUGAUUCUAACUGAUGAGUGCCCAGGAUGUACUUCAGAAUCUGUUCAUUUUGAUAUGAGUGGCACUGCCUUCGGUGCCAUGGCGAUUUCUGGUCAAGAGGGUCAAUUGCGGAAUGCUGGAGUCUUGCAGAUUCAAUACAAAAGAGUGAACUGCAGUUAUCCUGGUGUGACAAUAACCUUCCGCGUCGACUCGGGUUCAGACCCUUACUAUUUUGCAACUCUAAUAGAAUAUGAAGAUGGAGCAAGCGACCUAAUGGAAGUUCACCUCAAACAAAAUGAUGACUCGGACUCGUGGCUCUCCAUGCAGGAAUCGUGGGGUGCAGUUUGGAAACUAAACUCAGGCUCAGCAUUGCAAGCCCCAUUAUCAAUUAGGCUGACUGCAAGCAACGGCCAGUCCCUUGUAGCAAACAAUGUUAUUCCGACUGGUUGGCAACCAGGCCAGACUUACCGGUCGGUUGUCAACUUUGAAGUCUAAUAAAC